GUGAGACGGAAGAAAGAGGUUUGCGGUUGGGAGCAAAGGAAAGGGAUUGGCCUUGGAAAUGAUCACCCCCACCUCCCUUUGCUAGGAUUGUUUUAGUUUGUGUCGUCAUCCACAGGAAGAUAGUUCCUCCUCCCAUGUUGCUUUGGGCCUCCGGAGGGUUCUCGCGAGCUGUCCAUGUCUGCAAACGACCUGAACAGGUUUUCGAAAGUCACGUGAUUGUGCCUUGUCAAUCCCACCCUGCCAUACAGUGCACUUUUCAACAGAAAGGAGGAAACCAUGAAAAUGAAGAAAAUUUGGCUACCAGUAUUUUAAAAAACCCUUAAAAUCAGGACAGUAAAUAAAGAACAAUACUCAGAAGACAGGGGAAUUCCAGACAAGAAACAAUUAGGGCCAGUUAAAACCUCCCAACAAAGAAUGUCCGCCGCCAGGAAACAGCCAGGUUUUGAAGCUGCAAGGCUAUUCAUUGCUAAUCAAGCUGGCCAAUUGAAACACUUACACUUGCCUCAGGCAGACAAGAGUCUCCCACCCUGGACAUUUGGCAGAUAUAUACACCCCGCUUGCUUAGCUUCCAACACCUAACAACCUCUGAGGAUGCCUGCCAUAGAUGUGGAAGGAACGUCAGGAGAGAAUGCUUCUGGAACAUGGCCGUACAGCCCAGAAAACACACAGCAACCCAGUGAUUCUGACCAUGAAGGCCUUAGACAUCCUAGGGCCACAUUGGCACAAUGGGCUAAACCCUUGUGCUGGCUUAACUGCUGAUCUGAAGGUCAGCGGUUCAAAUCUACGAGACGGGGUGAGCCCCCAUCUGUCAGCUCCAGUUUCCAUGUAGGGACAUGAGAGAAGCCUCCCACAGGAUGGUAACACAUCUGUGCAUCUUCUGGGCAACAUCUCUGUAGACAGCCAAUUCUCAUGCUGGGUAUGUUUAGCUUGCAGAAGAGAAGGCUGAGAGGAGACAUGAUAGCCAUAUACAAAUAUGUGAGGGGAAGUCAUAGGGAGGAGGGAGCAAGCUUGUUUUCUGCUGCCCUGCAGACUAGGAUGCGGAACAAUGGCUUCAAACUACAGGAAAGGAGAUUCCACCUGAACAUCAGGAAGAACUUCAACUGUGAGAGCUGUUCGGCAGUGGAACUCUCUGCCCUGGACUGUGGUGGAGGCUCCUCCUUUGGAGGCUUUUAAGCAGAGGCUGGAUGGCCAUCUGUCGGGUGUGCUUUGAAUGAGAUUUCCUGCUUCUUGCAGGGGAUGGCUCAUGAGGUCUCUUCCAACUCUACGAUUCUAUGAUUCUAUGUACCAAAAGCGACUUGCAGUAUAUUCUCAAUUCGCUUCUGACACAAUAAAAAGUUACCUCUCUCAGUCCUUAGUAACCAGCUGAGAAUUUGACUGCAGUUGUAAAGAAUGGGAAACAGACUCCUGUAUUCCAAACAAUGAAGAUGUAUAGUAUCUUCAGCCCCUCUGCAACUUGGCAUAUUCUUACAAGAGAAGACUAAACCCACAGCAAAGAGCCAUUACAUCUAGUCUGCAUCAAUAGGAGUCUAUUGUCAAGAUGGAGGGAAGUCAUUACCCAACUUUGUUCAGCUUCAGUCAGACUUCGCCUGGAAUAACACCAUGUCCAAUUCUGGGCACCACAAUUCAAGAAAGAUAUCCAGAGAAGGUGAUCAAAGCCCUAUGAAGAAUGGCGGCGGGAACUAGAAAAGAGAAGGCUUAGCAGGGACAUGAUGGUCAUGUUCAAAUAUUGGAAAUGAUUUCACAUUGAGGAGCAGGCAAGCUUGUUUUCUGCCAUUCUGUAGACUAGGACACAGAGCAACAACUUUUUGCUGUUAGUUUUUCAAUGAAUAUUUCAAGUCUCAACCAGCCAUAAAAACAAAGUUUCUGGAAUAUUACAACUACUUUCAAAGUAAGUAAUAUGCAAUUAAACAGGAAAUAACACUUUCAAACCUGCAUAAUUUGUGACAAAUAAUGAUAUUGUUCCAUAAAGGGUAAGCAGGUAGGAUAAAUGUGCAAAAUUUAUUAUUUGAGAACACAGAAAUGCUGGACCACUCUAACAACUACCAGGCCAGACUACACAGAGAAGCCACUGAAAUCCACAAGCAUGUAGACAAUUUCAAUAGAAAGGAGGAAACCAUGAAAAUAAACAAAAUCUGGCUACCAAUAUUUUAAAAACCUCUAAAAUCAGAAGAGUAAAUAAAGAGCCACACUCAAAAAGCGGGGGAAUCAAUCAGGGCCAGCUAACACCUCCAAACAAAGGAUCCCCUCAGGCAGCAGGGUUGAAACUGCAAGGCCAUUAAAUGCUAAUCAAGGUGGCAAAUUGCAACAUUCACACGUGCUUCAAGCAGACAAGAGUUCUUUCUUCCGCCUUGGACAUUCCACAGAUGUAUAAAUCUUACUUAGUUUCCAACAGACCCCUCACCUCUGAGGAUGCUUACCAUAGAUGUGGGCAUGCUUUUGGAACAUGGCCAUACAGCCCGGAAAACUCACAACAACCCAAUAAUAAAGCUGUUCAUGGUUAUGCCCCCCCCCCCCCCCGCUUCCUGGCACAUCAUUUCUACAUGCCAAGAACCUCUUGGCAGGGCCGGUCCAACAAUGAGGCGAAUUAAGCGGUCAUUUCGGGCGCAAAACAUAUGGGGGCUCAACCGAGACUGCUUUUUCUGUUGAUUUCUUGUAAAACAUGAUGUUUUGGUGCUUAAUUUGUAAAAUUUUAGUGUACUUUGAUGUUUAAUAGGCUUUUCCUUAAUCCCUCCUUAUUAUCCAACAUUUUCGCUUAUCCAACGCUUUUAUUUUUCAGUGAUUGGUUUGGGGGGUGCACCAAAAUUCUGUUCACCUACACUUGAAAAAUACCUAGGGCCGGCUCUGCCAAGAGGCCUCUGGGGAGGUCUAAUGGAGGCCCAGUAAGUUUUUAUUUAUUUUUAAGGCUUUGGGGAUGGGAGAGAGGGGUGGGUGACCCGAUGCCAUCCUUAAAGUUUUUGGGAUGGCAUGGGGACACCCAUCUGGUAAAGCCUGUGUUUUUGGGAGGUGUGGAAGCUUAAGCCCACUUUGGAACAGGUUUUUUUUUUUUUAAUCUGGAAGCAUCCUUGGAUACCACUAUUCCAGGUUUUAGUGCUGGGCAUCUGUUUCUACCACCCCAAAGCAAAUGCCUGCAUUCCUAUUUUUUAAAAAAUAUUAUGGAAGUAUAUCCAUAAUGACCCACACAAACUUAAAAGUACAAUGGAUGAUGUCAGAUGUAACGCUGUAAAACCUAGGCGGGAUAAAACAAUCCAGUAAAACAAUAUUGAUUCACUGGAUCUAAUAGCUGGAUUUAAACCCAGAUAGUCAUUGAAAUGGACAGCUAAACAUAAAUGUUGGACAAAGAGCGUAUAGGAAUGUGCUUAUAAUUUUCCUUCAACUUGCUGAAAAUAGGCACUUCUGUACUGAAGUCUAAAGUGGUGUUAUCUCUGUAGAACAGGAAGAUAUUACAAUUUUCUAAUGGGAAAUGACAACUCUUUUCACAUUGCAACAUAAUUUUGAAAGUCUGUGGGUUGAGGCAUUAUAUAGGGCAGUAGAAAUCUUUCAGCUUAAGUCUAUACGCUACUUGCUGAUAGACCUGAUAUUACCUGUAUCCAAACUGGGUUGCUGUAGAGCCCAUUGCAAAGAUCUGCAUAUAAAGAUUGUUAAUUGUGAACCUGUGAUCCAAAGAUUUCACAUACAGUAUGUUAUACUCCCUGAAAUUUUUUCUUUUUGGGACAAUAUCAUGCAAUGCCUGAUUAAUGUCUUGCUUUUUCUGUAAAACUAGUUAUGUUAUACAAUGACUAUAUGUAAUAUUCUUAAUAACUUAAUAAAAUGUCAACAUAAAGAAGAACAGCACCACAUUCUGCAGUCUCCCAACACAUUUAUUUAUUUAUUUACAGCAUUUAUAUUCCGCCCUUCUCACCCCGAAGGGGACUCAGGGCGGAUCACAUUACACAUAUAGGCAAACAUUCAAUGCCUUUUAACAUAGAACAAAGACAAACAAACAUAGGCUCCAAGCCGGGCCUCGAACUCAUGACCUCCUGGUCAGAGUGAUUCAUUGCAGUGAUUGAUUACAGCUGCUCUCCAGCCUGCGCCACAGCCCAAACCACAUUUUGCCCAGUGUGUAGAAAAGGUUAUUAGUGAGCACAAGAAUCAGCUAAAACAAGAGCCGAUUCAUUGCUUGCUCCACAGCUAUGAGACUUUCUUCUAUUUGAAUUGUACAAAUGAAAAUCUUCAAGAUGAUUUGGAAAUUGUCAGUUUUCCUGCUACUUUUCUUUGGAAAUGCACGUUAAAUAAUUUGUAAGAUUUACAGCCACUUUCGUCUUGGUAAUUGUAAAUCUAUUUGAUAUGUCUGUGUCUUCUUUUUCAUAUCUCUUUCUGGGAGUUUGGUUCAUCAAUUCACAUUUUCAUUCAGCUGUUUUUCUGGACGUGCUGCACCUACAAAGUUUGAAGUCUUUGUUUGCAUGGCAUAUGCCGAUACUACAUUGAUAUUGCGAAACUGUUUUCAGUCAGAAAAUUGCGGAAGUAUGUAUGUUAAAAUGAAACUAGCUGGGAGAAGACAGCUGAACAGUACAAAGAGCUUUUUCUUGUUCAUAACCCGUUUCAUUUGGGACUGUGGUAAAUUUGCUUUUUUUCUGGUGUGCUUCUAGCCAGACAAACACGCUCAGUCAAGAAUCUACAGAAAACUGGAUGGACUAUCAAAACAAGGAUGGACUAUCAAAAUUUUUGGUUACACCCCACAGAAGCCCUCUCUGGUACUGAAAAUAUACUCAAUAGUUACAAAUUCUCCAGAUAAGGAGUUUUUAGGAGUAUGUGGCAGCUCCAGUAGUGAGAAGGAUUAUACCAACUUCUGCUUGGUGCCAGUGCAAAAAUGGCGUGGAUACAGACCAAUAUGUUACAUUUGAUGUACCACUGUUGAGGACUUUCUGGAGUCAACUGGAAGAAACACUCUGUUGAAGAUGUGUGCUACUGGGAAAAUGACAGAAGAAGACUUGGACUGUUUGGUUCAGGAUUUAAUUUAUUUUUAUACAUUCCCAUUAUUUGAAAAAUUUCAUCCACUGGGUGAAGAAAUUGACAUAAUCUUUGAUUUGACAAGUACUUACACUGAUACCUUGCUUUGGAAGAAAGACAUCCAUAACAUUCGUUUUGAACAGCUAUCUUUAAAAACCCUCUUAGAGGAACUUAAAAACCCCUGUAUCAUAGAGGGAGAAGCUGGCAAAGGAAAAACCACUCUUCUCAAGAAGAUUGCUUUACUCUGGGCUAAAGGAGAUCAUCCUUGUUUGUCAAAAUUCAAGCUUGUCUUCUUUAUCAGCUUGAGUGGUGCACAGGAGGGAUUGUAUGAAACUGUGUGUGAACAGCUCCUUACAAAGGAAUAUAGGAUAUGCAAAAAGGACUUUAUGAAGAUUUUAGUUUCUCUAAGAGAAAAAGUUCUCUUUCUCUUAGAUGGCUAUGAUGAGUUCAAAUCCCAGAACUGCCCAGAAAUAGAAUCACUGAUCAAGGAAAACCAUAAAUUCAAAAACACAGUCAUUGUGACUACGAGAACUGAGACAAUUAGUAGUUUGAGGCUUUUUGGGUCAUUGAUUGUUGAGACAGGAGAUCUGACUGUGGAAAGUGCAAAACAGUUAGUUAGAAAGGUACUGAGAACAGAAGAAUUAGCUGGUGGUCUUUUGUCACAACUGGAGAAAACAGAUUCGACAUUCCAGAAACCAGGCUCUCAGACUGACAAUCUUAUGAAGACCCCCUUAUUUGUGGUCAUUGCAUGUGCUAUCCAAAUGGGAGAGACCACUUUUAACCCCCACACACAAACUACUCUGUUCUCUACACUACAUGACUUGCUGGUGGGGAAAAACAGGUACAAGACCAAAGAACUACGUGAUGAACACUUUCGUCUAAGCAUAAUCCAUUGUGGAGAUUUAGCCCUAGAUGGAAUAUUUGAGCAGAAAUUUAAUUUUCAACCUGAGGAUAUCUCCAGCGUGAAAGAACGAGUCCUGUUAGCUACAGGUCUCAUGAACAAAUAUACAGCACAGAGAAUAACACCUGUAUAUAGAUUUUUUCAUAAAUCUUUCCAAGAAUAUACAGCGGGCAGGAGACUUGCCAGGUUACUAACAUCUCGAAGGAAUGAGGAGGUAAUCACAGGGUAUAGUUACUUACAAAAAAUUGACAACAUCUCAGAUAUUAUUACGACAUACCACAGUUUACUCCUCUACACCUGUGGGUCAUCUGCUGAAGCUACUAGAAAGAUUAUUCAGCACUUAUCAAUCACUUAUCAACAGAGCAGUCAUUUCAUGUUGCCUCUUUCUCCCACUAGUCUAUCAUCAGAACUACAAUUUACGGCAAAUGAAUGGAAGGAUGAAGAGGAGGAAGGAUUAAUGACCACUUGGGAAAACUCAUUUGUGGAGUGUGUCAUUUGCUUCCUUUAUGAAAGUACCUCUGAAACUUCAGUGAAAGAGGAGUAUGAGGAAUUCUUCCAAGGUAAAAACCUAUACAUCAAUACUCAGAACAUUCCUACCUAUAUCUGUGGGUUUUUUGAACAUUUUUCUAAGUGUGUGAGUAUGCUAGAACUCAUCAAAUUAGACUUUUUUGGCACCUCUUCAUUGGCCAAUACAGAAGAUGGACAUUCUCAAACAUCUCCAUGGAAAACCGUCAUUCCAGAAAAGGCCGUCUCCUUAUUCUUCAAUUGGGACCAAAAGCUCAAUUCUUUAAUGAUCACACUCAAAGAUUUCAACAAAUUGGAAAGAGGUGAUGUCAAGUAUCUGGAAAAAAUAUGCUGCUCUGCCUCAAAUCUCAGGCUCCAUAUCAGCAAAAGUCCUGGGCUCACAGGAAAGCUGAAGGACGUUCUCAACAGUUGUACGAAUCUGCAGGAUCUUAUUGUGGAGUCCACACCCCUUACGAUAGAAGAUGAGCAGCAGAUAGCAAAAAUGGUGGGACUGAAAACUAUAAAGCUAAAAGAUCUGCAAAAUGAAAAUCUAGAUGGAGGACUUAUUGAUGGAAUAUCUCUCCUUGUCAAUGUGGAAAAACUUAUCUUUGAUAACAUCAAGAUGAAUGAGGCCACUGCUAAAAAAUUAGGUGAAGAUAUUAAACAUUUGAAAAAACUCCACUUCCUGCAGCUGAGUCAUCUUAUGGAUAUAGGGAAUGGAAUGACACACAUAGCAAAGUCAGUAUUCUCCUGCCUUAUAGAUUUGGACGAAAUUCAUCUUGUCAAUACCUGCCUUUCCGGGGGUGCUCUGGAAAUUCUAGUUGACAAGUUAAGUGUUCUACCAAAGAUGAAAGUACUGAUGUUCCCCUCGAUGGAUGGAGGGAAUGUUUGUCUUACUAAACUUCAACAGCUAGAAUGCAUACCACAGCUAACAAAACUUGGGCUGAAGAAAUGGACCAUCACAGACUCUGAGGCUGAAGUUCUUGGUUCACUUCUUGUGAAGACAUCCCUGAGAUACCUCCAGCAUCUGGACCUGGCGGACAACUGCAUGACGAGUCACGGGUGGUUUACCAUCCUAGGACCUUUAUCCAAUCUCAAGAAGCUGGCAGUUCUGGAUUUCAGCCAACAGCAAAGCUUUUUGCCUUCUGCCCAAUUAGUCUUGGAACUGGCCCGAUUGAUAACAAAGUUGGCAUGUUUACAAAAGAUUUAUUUAACUGGCUGGCAAUUUGAUACUCAUGAUCUCCGAGAAAUUAACAAAGCAAAGCAAAGUCAUAGAAAUGAGCUGCAAUUAAUCAUUUCUUAAACAAGAACAGUUUGGGGCACAAGGUUUCUUGCAUUGCCACAUCCACACUAAGUGCCAAGUAGUUUUGCAGACAGGGCAAAAUUAUUGGAAGGUUGUGGUGUUGGUUGCGGUAACUCUCAGAGCUGUUGCUUUACAAAAAUAUAUCUACACAACUUUCCUGUCAUUUCAGACUCUUUUGUGACAAUUCCUAGCAAAGUAACAAAAUUUUAUUGCCCUUUUCAACUUGAUUUCUUUCUAAUUUCAGGACAUACAAGAGUUUUAAAAAUCCUCAUUUCUCUUCUCAUCUAUUCUUUUUAUUAAAAGCAUUAUAGUGCUAUUCUCUACUGUACUCAUACUGUUUAUAUUGUUCUGAAAGAACCCUCAGCUACAUUCUAAUUGCUACUCACAUGUUAAAUGGAGACAGAGUAUUGAUUUCCAGAGUGAGGAAUAGUGAUAUUUUUAUCAUAGGCCAACACAGACUUCUUCUCAGUCUUCUUCCCGUAUCUUUGAAGAAAGCUUACCUGAUUCUGGGAUUGUUACUGAUUGGUUUAAAAUCCAUUUCACUUUAAAGUUCAGUUGAAAAUGCUUUAAUGUUAAACGUUUUAAUGUUUUAAUGUCUGAUGAUUUAUAUAGUUUUUAAUUAGCUUAUUUAUGUUUAUAUGUAUUGAUUUUAGACUUGUAAUGUUUUCUUUUAUAUGGUUGUAAGGCAUUUCAUCUUUGCCAUUUACUAUGUUGUUAAACUGCUUUGAGUCCCCCUAGGGGUGAGAAAAGCGGUAUAUAAAUAAAAUAAUAAAUAAAAAAUACAUAAAUGUCCCAAUUUACACAAGAGCAACAAAAAUUAAUCCCUCCUGCCUUCUGGCUGGAGAUCUGAAAGAUAAAAUAGAAAAGGGAAAGGAUAAGGGCAAAGGAAAACAAACAGCAGCACAGUUAUUAAUAGCAGCCUGUAUUUCACUAGCUAAAUAUUGACAAACCCCAUAUAUAGCAUCAAAAGACCAGCUGAAACAACAGUUAUGGUGCUCUUUUCUUAUAAAUAAAGCUUCUGACUAUAAGAAAAUAAAGAAUGUGCAUUUAUUUUCUUACAAAGUAA
Molecule: messenger RNA, 8760 nt
Organism: Anolis carolinensis (green anole)
Lineage: Eukaryota; Metazoa; Chordata; Lepidosauria; Squamata; Anolidae
Gene: nlrc4
Product: NLR family CARD domain containing 4
Exons: 7
Coding region: 4935-7694 (919 amino acids)
Biological process (GO): defense response to bacterium; detection of bacterium
Source: RefSeq, a predicted model, not a curated record